GAUGGACAGAAGAGAGGCGACUCAUUGGGCAUGCGCCAGAGUGUGAGACUCUUGGAGGAGGGCGGGGGAGCGAGAGAAACUGUCGCAGGAGUGACCGCAAGGGCCAGGCCUCCCAGUAGCGGCGAGAUCCUCGGAUUAUGCAGGAUCCGUGCCCGCCUGCUGACUCCCAAACUAGGCUUGGAUAGCUCCGUUUGCGCACACCGUUCAUGGAGUGUGUGUGCGAUGACAUCAUUGAGCCCUGACACCCCGUGUUCUUGCGACUGCUUUGUCUCCCUGCCCCCGGCCUCGGAGAUCCCAGCCGUGAUCUUUGCCAAAAACUCUGACCGACCACGGGACGAGGUGCAGGAGGUGGUGUUUGUACCAGCAGGCACACACAGCCCUGGGAGCCGGCUCCAGUGCACCUACAUUGAGGUGGAACAGGUGUCGAAGACGCAUGCUGUGAUUCUGAGCCGCCCUUCCUGGCUGUGGGGGGCCGAGAUGGGUGCCAACGAGUGUGGUGUUUGCAUUGGCAACGAGGCCGUGUGGACCAAGGAGCCAGUUGGGGAGGGAGAAGCCCUGCUGGGCAUGGACCUACUCAGGCUGGCUUUAGAACGGGGCAGCUCUGCCCAGGAGGCCUUGCAUGUCAUCACAGGCUUGCUGGAGCGCUAUGGGCAGGGGGGCAGCUGCCGGGAGGACCCCACGUCAUUCUGCUACCACAACACCUUCCUGCUGGCUGAUCGGACUGAGGCGUGGGUGCUGGAGACAGCCGGGAGACUGUGGGCUGCACAGCGGAUCCAGGAGGGGGCCCGCAACAUCUCCAACCAGCUGAGCAUUGGCACCGACAUCUCAGCCGAACACCCGGAGCUCCGGACCCACGCCCAGGCCCAGGGCUGGUGGGGUGGGCAGGGCACCUUUGACUUUGCUCAGGUGUUCUCCCUGACCCAGCAACCUGUGCGCAUGGAGGCUGCCAAGGCCCGCUUCCGGGCUGGGCGGGAGCUGCUGCAGCAACAGCAAGGCGGCAUCACUGCGGAGGUGAUGAUGGGCAUCCUCAGGAAUAAGGAGAGUGGCAUCUGUAUGGACUCUGGGGGCUUCCGCACCACAGCCAGCAUGGUGUCCAUUCUGCCCCGGGACCCCACACUGCCCUGCGUCCACUUCCUCACUGCCACGCCUGACCCGUCCAGGUCAGUGUUCAAGCCUUUCGUGUUCGGGGCGGGGGUGGCCCAAGCCCCCCAAGUGCUGUCCCCCACUUUUGGAGCACAGGAUCCUGUUCGGAUCCUGCCCCGAUUCCAGACUCAGGUGGAUCGCCGGCAUUCCCUCUACCGUGGACACCAGACAGCCCUGGGGCUGAUGGAGAGUGAGCAGGAUCGGGGACAGCAGCUCCGGCAGCAGCAGCGGGACCUGGAGCAGGACGGCCUGGAGGCUGUGCGGGGGCUGUUGACUGGCGAGUGGGCUCCAGAGCCCCAGGAACUGGGUGGACUCUUCCAGGCAUUCGUGGAGAAGGAGAGCCAGGCCUAUGCCUAAGCAGCUGCUGCAGGGCUGGGGGCAGAUGCAGGAGCUUGAGGGCAUCAGGAACAGAGCGAUCCCUUCAUGCCCCUCGGCCGUAUUCUACUUAGCCAGCCCGGCCUUUGCCUUAAUAAAUGUUUUAGUUUCUUGCUCAGUGAA
Molecule: messenger RNA, 1641 nt
Organism: Tupaia belangeri chinensis (Chinese tree shrew)
Lineage: Eukaryota; Metazoa; Chordata; Mammalia; Scandentia; Tupaiidae
Gene: SCRN2
Product: secernin 2
Exons: 8
Coding region: 31-1500 (489 amino acids)
Biological process (GO): proteolysis
Molecular function (GO): dipeptidase activity; cysteine-type exopeptidase activity
Source: RefSeq, a predicted model, not a curated record